GAUCAGGUAGCAGCCUCAUUGUAAGAUCUGGCCUUUUCAGACUGUUCAUACUGCUUCGGGCGUUCUAUACAAGCAAGCCUGAGACUGAGGCAACCGCAGAGGAGUCAGAAUAUCUACACAUCUGCAUUGGUAGGAGCUUCUACUCUUCAGUCCUCCAGAGACGAAAGGAAAAUUGUUGCUAUGAACUCUAUAUCUGGUCUUCAGCCAAGGAUCCCGGUCAGGAAUGGCACUCUGGAUAAUCCACGCAAGUUGUUCAAUCAGGACUUUUAUUCCUUGAGAGAUUGGCAUCUGAAGACGGGAACUCUGUUUGUUGACGAAGCCUUUUCUGCUAACCUUAACAGCAUUGGAUCUGGAAAAGAGCUUGAUCUCAACACAAGGAACAUAGAGUGGAGAAGACCAAAAGAAAUUAUAGAACACAGUAAAAGGCCACAUCUGAUAGUUGAUGGCACAAGCUUAUUUGAUAUUUUACAGAGUAAGACACUAGGCAACUGUUGGUUCCUCUGUGCAAUGGGGGCUCUCACAUUGAGACGAAACUUACUGGAGAACAUCAUGCCAACAGAUCAAGAGUAUGAUGCAAAUUAUGCUGGGCUCUUUCAUUUCAGGUUGUGGCAUUUUGGAGAGUGGGUGGACAUAGUCAUAGACGAUCUGCUGCCAUUUUGUAAUGGAGAGCUACUAUACGUUCGACCAUCCUCUGCCAAUGAAUUCUGGCCUUGUCUCUUGGAAAAAGCCUAUGCAAAACUUUUGGGUUCAUACCAAAACUUGCACUGGGGGUUUCCUGAAGAAGCCUUUGUGAACCUGACUGGUGGCAUAACUAUGACAUUUGACCUUAAGAAUGAACAAUUCCAGAGGAAUUACCUCUGGCACAUGGUCAACAAUGCGAGUCCAGACACAUUGAUGGCCUGUGUCCAUAGCCAACAGGAGGGAACACCGAGGAAUCGAAGUAUGAGUGUGCCAGUGGUGAAAGAAGCUCUUGACUUCCGGAGGGGAAGCGAACCAAUCACUUAUAUUGCAGAUAAUCCGGUACUCAGUAACGGUCUGGUGCAGUCUCAUGCUUAUUGUAUAACAGACACUGCACAGGUCGAAGUAAAAAAUGGAUGUGUUAAAUUAAUUCGGCUCUGGAAUCCUUGGGGUCAAGGAGAAUGGAGAGGAGCCUGGAAUGAUAAAAGUUUGACUUGGAAGGAACUAAGAGAGGAGGACAGGCAGACGCUGCGGAGGGUCAGGGAAGACGGUGAAUUCUGGAUGUCUUGGGAAGAUUUUUCUCUGGAGUUUUCCAUAAUUAUCCUCUGCAAUCACAUCCCAGACUUCCUGGACUGUGGAGAGCAGCAAAGGCGAUGGUACAAGAGAAUGUUCUGGAACCGCUGGACCAAAGAUGAGUUGUUCAGCAGGAACCCUCAAUACAUGAUAACCGUGACGUCCUCUGAUGAGGUGAACAAAGGGUACAAUGUGGUCAUAUCGCUAAUGCAAAGUAGCAGGAAUCGACAAAAAUUUGGAGGUCAAUGGCUCCCUAUUGGAUUUAAGGUCUUUAAGGUGGAAUCUCAGUUCCAGGACACACGAGAGCCGCUUCCAGCUUCCUUCUUUAACCAAGACAAACUCUCAAAGUUGGAGGCUUGCAGACAGCGUGACGCUACAAUGAGCUAUAAGCUGGCAGCGGGGAAAUAUGUAGUUGUCCCAUAUACAGUAGAGAGAGAAAAGGAACCUUCAUAUCUGCUUCAGAUAUUCCUAAGGAGCAAAGACGCUGCAAUUGAGCUGGGCUCAGUAGAAAGCAUCAAGGAACCCAAACCUCAGCCAUGUGAAAACGUCAUCAGGCUCUCUGCCAAUAAGUCUGGGUGUGUCGAGGAGCGUGGUACUGCUGGUAGAGUCGUGGGUUCUGGGAACAGGGGACCUGAGGAAACAGUGGCUCCUUUGGGGGAACAUGAAACUUACAAAAGUAUCUUCAAGCGUUACGCUACCAAGGAGGUUAUAAUGAAAUCCCAGAGUUUACAGAAGUGUCUAAAUGAAGUCUUUAUAAAAGAAUUUCCAAAUCCAAAUGGAUUCAAAUUCACAAUUGAUGGCAGCCGUGGAUUGCUGGCAUCGAUGGAUCAUGCCGGAAGAGGUGCACUGGAGAUUGAGAAUUUCUGUCGCUUGUGGAGAUACCUUACCCAGUUUAAGGAUAUAUUUGCCGACAUUGAUAGUAAUCGCUGUGGUUUCUUAAAUUCGGGGGAACUCCGCAAAGCAGUGAAUCGCACAGGACUUAACAUCAGCAAAGACUUACUUAACCGGAUGAUUGCUCGCUUUGGGGAUUCUGAAGAUAAACUAAACUUUGUAGACUAUCUGCUGUGUAUGGUGCGCUUAAAAACUGUUUCAAAAACCUUCUUCACGCUCUCAGACGAUGGGAAAGGAGUUUACAUUAAUCAGGAAAAGUUUAUGGCACUGAUGAUGUGAAGAUUAAUAAUUGGCGUUCCUCCAUCCAUAACAAGGAAUCUCAAACAAGAUUGAGCCCUGCCUGUAUCUACAUAAAUCCUAACAUCUCAAGCGUGACAACACCAUGGAUAUUAAUAUUCUAGAGAAAGGCUGCUGGCCUGCGGAGGAGCCAUGAAUGCUGGGCUCACAGUGAUGGUGUUAUGUUUGAUUUAUGUUUAUUGGUUUGUUCUAUUUUGAUAUGUUGUGGAGGUCUAAUAUAAUGUUGGGUUGUGGUGAGUGGCAAGUGCUCUACUGACACCUCCACCCUUUCAUUCUGUUUAACCCUUUGUUUUUUUGGUGGCUCUAUUAUGUUUCCACCAGUAUUUUGUUACUAUUUCAUGCUUAAACAGUCGAGUAUGUACUAAAAGUAUACUGUAUCCUCAGUAAGAACACAUUUUUUAUUAUUUUUCCCGACCAGUUUCAAAUAGUACUGUAUUUUCACAAUUUUACUUGUCUGCUGAUCCAUUUUUUUUAAUUACAACAUUUCAUAUACAAACUUGUAAAUACUGAUCUUUAUAUCAAUGAUUGGGAAAAUAAACACAGCAGAAAUAGGUUCAGUUAAUAUAGAGAGUCAGUUUUCAAUUUGGUCAGGUUUGACCCAUAGACUUUUUACUGAGAGAAACAGUGAAGCAUACAUCCUGUGCAGCACAAUUUCAGAAUUAGAACCUGUAUAGAUAAUGAAUAUAUAUGACUGCCCCCAUGUACAUAUAUAAUUAACAAGAUUAUUUAUGGUAAUCAUUUAUGCUAAUCAAGAACCCAGUUUCCCUUUCAAGACAUGGCCUAUGUUUGGCGUAUGUUUUCAGUUGAGUAUCACUCUGGAAAAGAGCCCGGACUCUGGAAAACACAGAAAUAGAGCUUUGGUUGAUGUUUUGACAUGGUUAUUAUUAUUGUAUUUUAUGUUAUAUACCUCAAUAAAAUUGUGACAUACUUUUUACUAAACCCAGGACCCUGCAUUCACUAAAUCUGGUCUCCCACAGUACACAGAACAUGGAAAUCCAAUUAUUUUACUAAAUAUAAACCUGCCAUUCUAUUAAUUUUUUUUAAAUAA
This is a messenger RNA of Rana temporaria (common frog), 3487 nucleotides long. Its product is annotated as calpain-13-like. The transcript has 26 exons. Gene Ontology annotation, molecular function: calcium ion binding; calcium-dependent cysteine-type endopeptidase activity. Gene Ontology annotation, biological process: proteolysis. Bases 181 to 2421 code for a protein of 746 amino acids. The record is from RefSeq and is a predicted model, not a curated record. Gene Ontology annotation, cellular component: cytoplasm. Lineage: Eukaryota; Metazoa; Chordata; Amphibia; Anura; Ranidae.